Messenger RNA from Closterium sp. Yama58-4, 1941 nucleotides. Lineage: Eukaryota; Viridiplantae; Streptophyta; Zygnematophyceae; Desmidiales; Closteriaceae. The record is from the annotation of a GenBank genome assembly.
AUGAGCGACGGUCAUGGUGGCGCACUGGAAGCAGAACCGGAAACUCAGGAUCCCAAGGCUGCCGACACGGGAUCGGACGACGAGGAGGAGGAGGAGGAUGCGGGAGGGGUGUCUGACGGACAGCAGGAGGGUUCUGGCGGCGAGUCGAAAGACGGAGGAGGGGAGGCGGCGAACGGGACGGGGAAGAAGAAGAAGAAGAAACAGAAAAAGCGCAAGAAGAAGGGCGCUGGCGGGGGAUCCAGUGACGGCUCCUCCUCAGGCUCCGCCUCCCCGAGCGCUUCUCCGCCCACCUCCCCUUCCGCCAACCCCGCGCCCGCCGCGCCGUUCCCCCCGUCGUCGACCGCGGAUGCCCCCUUGUGCCAACCGGACCUGGAUGACAUGCUUCCGGUAGAGGUGGCGGAAAAGAGGUUUGCGGCAGCGCUGGAGUCGAUGCGCAGCAAGGCGGACCUGUGCAUGUGGGUGCAGCUGGCGCGGUGCCGAGUGGGAGACAAGAAGCUGCGCCGCCUCACAGACGCACUCAUCCACUGCGAGACCGUCACCUCCGUGGACUUAUCAGAGAACCUUAUAUCGGAUGCAGGCCUGCGCCAGCUCGCCUGCGCGCUCUCCGCCCCCAGCGCCGCCCCGGAUUUGAUCUCCCUGAACGUGAAGCGCAAUCCGAUCUCGGCCGCUGGGCGGGCGUGUCUGGCGAACCUGCAGGCUGUCAGGAAGCUUGUGAGGAUAGAGUAUGAGGAGAGCCCGCCUCCAGCAGCACAGGAGAAGAAGGGCGCGCAGGGAGCAAAAGGGCAGGGCAUGGCGGACGCACGGGGCUUUGAAAGCGGGGAGCGGAUGGGGGGGGCUUUGGCCAGCAAGGCGAGCAACCCGCAGAUCAGGAUUGACGCAGCUGUCCGGUUCAUCAGGGAAGCAUCCGAGAAGCUGCAGCAGGUGGCACCUGCGGGCAGCAGCAGGCGGAGCAUAGCAACGCGGGUGUUUGACUCGGGCAUGAUGACGGAGGCGUUGGAAGACGUGGUGGAGCUGGUGGAUGCGGAUUUGCGCCGCAACCCCACCAAGUCCUACCACAACUCGCCCAUCAACAAGCUGCCGCUGCCGCUGCGGCUGGUGGUGGAGAGUCUACCCACGUUCGUCUCCCUGCUGGAGCUGCCCAUACCGCCCCAGCAGUGCCAGCGCAAGCUGGCAGAGCCCGCAGCGGGGCGGCACCGGAUCCUGGCGGUGCAGCUGCUGCGCAAGGUGCUGGGGGCGUGUGGGCGCGUGGUGGAUGACAGGCUAGCACGGGAGGACGUGGGGCGGAAGGUGGCCGCACUGCUGUUUGACUUCCCCUGGAGCAACGUGCUGCACCAUGGGGUGUGCUGCUUCCUCAUGUCCGCCCUGGAGCGGAGCGGUGAGAAGGUGGAGAGUGAGGAGCAAGGAAAGAAAGAAGGGAAGGGGGCAGAAGAGAAGGCCCUAGGGGAGGACAAGGGCGAGGGCAAGGUGGAGAAACAGGGGGAGAGGGAAGGGGAUUCCAAGGGGGAGGGUGAAGGGGAGAAGCAGGCAGCAGCAGCAGUGGCAGCAGCAGAAGCAGCGGUUCCUGCAGGUCCGAUGGCCCUGCCUGUGAGGCUGGCGGUGACGGCAGCUCCGUGGGUCAACACCCCCAUUGGCCAACGACCCGGGCAUGCAGGGCCCAUCAUUCAGCUCAUGUUUGACAUCAGGGGCAGAGCAACCACCAGUGCGCCUCUGCAGGCGAAGUUAGAAAAGCUGCCAGAGUGGCAGGCGUUUGCCCAGCCAGGGGGGAAGCUGGACGAGCUCCUCUCACAGCAGCACGGCACUCUGUGCGGGCCUAAGCCAGUGGUGCCGGGCAGUGAUGCGCCUGACAUGGGUGCCGGCAGUGGCGGGCAGAGUAUGCUGUUUGGAGAGCCCGACCUGCCGCCCUCAGUGCUUGGGAAGCUGAGGGCCAUCUAUCUACAGUGA